AUGGUCGGACAUCAAGCGGUGGACCACACAAAUUUGUCUCCCGGUGCAUCUCAGAACUUAUCGAAAGAUUUUCGAGAAGUGGCUGAGAAUUUUUUGGAAUAUGCGGACACGAUAAAUGUGAGUUAGGACUUACAUGAAUUAAAAAAAGAAAAAAAAAUUUCAGUUGAGAAAACUGGAUUACAACGCGUGCGAUGUUUAUGAGCAAACUUUCGAUGAAGGAAGUUAUCAUUUGGUAAGGUGUAAUUAUAGAAUGUUUUUUCAAAGGUAUAGCUGAUUGACGGCUGGUUUGAGCCAUCAAAAAAAUGGGUUCUGACCCGAAAAAAGAAGAGACAGGCCACGCCUCUUUAACGUUCAAAGUUUGCCAUGAAUCGGUUUUACAGGCAUAGCUGGAAAAAAAAGCAUUUCUGACUUUGCGACUUUCGAAAAUGAAGUAGAAUAAGAUUUAUUGAACUUCACAGAACCACGCAGUCCGUUCUUUUGAGUCUCAAUACUUUUUGAUUUUUUUUUGAAAUGCUCGAAAAAUAUCUGGAUUUAUCAAAAACUAGUCCAAAAAGCUUAAAUUCUCACAGCCCAAUAAUCUCAAACAGCAGUGCCAUUGAAACCGAAAAAAAAAAGCUCGGAAUCAAAACAAAGUUCAACAGCUUUAAAAAACCUAAGUCUGUUAGGACUCUCUUUCAAGAUCUUAUUUUAAUUCCCGUCUUUUUUUAGAUUCCAGAAACUUCUAAUAAAUGAGUCUUAGAACUUUUUUUGUAAAUUCGUCAAAACUUAAAGAAAAUCAAUUUCUUUAAUCCAGAAAUAUUAUUCAGGAAAUACAAAACGUUUCUGCAACGAGGUCAAUGGAAUACACAAUUAACGAAAACAACGAAAUUGUCAAACAAAUCGUCGAGCCAAAUAAUCCAAAGAACUAUUUAACCGAUCAAUUUAUCGCUGCCGGUGGCAUUCGUCUAGUCAUCUAUUUGAUCGCAAAGGUUUCAUUCCCGAAUAACUUUAGCUGAUUCUUUGAUAUUCAGGAACUUGGUGAUUCUGCAAAUCCAGAAGUUCUAAAUGAACUUUUGCGCCUCUACCUAUCUCACUUGACUGUUUCUGACGAGCGUUAUCCAGUGGACCUCUCUAUUCGCGUUCUUAUGCGCUUAUUGGAACUGCCGCAGUUUGCUAUGAACAAUGACUUACUUGAAGUUUUUUUAAAUCUUUUUCCCUCUGUAGUUUGAAAUUCCAGAAUAUUCUUUCUCACGUUUUUCCGAUAUCAGCUGAAGACGAAAAUUGGGAGACGAGAAACGAGCGAAGAAGAAUUUGCUUCAGAUGACGAUCUGGAAAUAGAAAAUUAUUUGCUUGGUCAGAGCUUGAAAGUGAGAAUCUCUUCCGGUUUAUUUUUUUAUUUUUUUGAUUCUCGCUUGAGCUUUUUUUGAAAAAAAUCGAGAAACAAGUUAAUUAAUUUUUUUAUUAAUUCUCAGAUGAUGAAAAACUUUUAUUUGUUAUCCAGAAAAAAAGUAAAACCGUGAACCAAAUUGUGCGCUUUUCAGAACCACGGCUUGAUAACCGAUGGCCGAUUUUUGUACUACUUCAUUCAAAGCUACGAAAUCUGGUCGCACCGUCCACAGCACUUUGCCCGGGUCAUUCAUAUCCUGCGGAGCGUAACUCAGAAAGAGAGAAAUCGAGAUUUGUGGAAUCGAGGAAAACUGAAAAUUCUCUUCCCUGACCUUCUUCAAGUAACUCAGAGUUUUUCGGAGUUCACAUGAAUUUUCUUCAGACCAUUCUCAAGCUCUCGCAAAAUCCUGCGUUCAAUGAGAACACUCUGGAAGAGGACUCAUUCGGCGAAGACUACGCAUACCUCAUCAAAUCGCUUCUGCAAUCAAUUUUUUUGGAAAAAAUGAGCGAAGAGCCUCUGACUCUCAUUUGGAACACUCUCUUUCUUCUACAGCCUACUUCGGAUACAUUAUUCCCAAUGAAAUCUUUGAAUUUCUUAGACCUCUUAGGAGCCAGUGGUUUGAACUUUGGAGAACCUGAUGAUUUUUUUGAUUUUUAUAGCUUUUGAUGACAUACGCGCUUCCAUGGUCAACCAUCUCGUUGGAACUGUUGGCGAUUCGAAAGAGGGCUCUAACGUAGGUGAUGACGGACAAUCAUCUUUGCAGAAUGAAGAGGUACGAAGGAAACGGAAUGAUUUGAUCCCGAAAAACGUUCAGGAUUCCCGAUCUCGUAGCUCCGUCGAAAGUUGGCAGAAAAAGUGGGUAGUCGUUUUGAAAACAGGUUUAUUUAAUUAUUUUUUUACUUUGUAUUAUUUGAUUUUUUCCGGUUUGACAAGAAUCCUCUCGGAUUUUGUUCUGAACGGACCAGACGAAGCUGUAUCCAGCCUUCUCAAAGAGGAUCUCAGAACGGAUGUUAGAACUUUUUUUAGAAUUAUUUUUACUUGAUGAUUCAUUUUAGUGCGUUCUCGUAAUGUUGACCCACCAAGAAGAUAUCAACCUCCGUGAAGCCGUUGUAGAGCUUUUGUGCAACGUUCUGGUUUUUAAAAACCACUUUUUUUUCUACAAUGAAAAAUUCAGCUACGAGCAAACAAAGUACAGAAAAUGGUCUUUUUGAACUCGAGGCAGUAUAUUUUGCUGGCUUGUGAGAUGCGACAACAAGGAGUUACUCUGAAAAUGGCGAGCUGCUUAUUUUCGAUCGUUUUCGGGGAAAGUGUCGAUAUCAGAAACGGGUGAGUCAUGUAAAGAAAGGAUUUAUUCUCAGAGGAGUUUUGAUUUUUUCUUGAUUUACACUCUUUUUACGGUCUCGAAGAAUGUUUUCACUACAGAUUGGACUCAACACACGUAAACGGAUUCACUCCCGACCGCCUAUCCUGCGAAAUCCUGAACGUUAUUUACGCUCUACUGGAAAGAUCCUGUAUGGAAUGUCCUACCACUUUUGCUCACAUUUGCGCGGCUUUGGGAAAAGUUUUUCAGCUUCAAAUUUGGAACAAACUUUCGGUUUUCAGAUUUGCGAGCACAAUUCCCAGUUGCAACAGGCUAUGAUGGAUCGGAGACUUCCUGAAAUUCUCACUAAUGUCGCAAUCAAAAUCAGUCAUUUAUGGCAGAAGCAAAACGAAGUUUCAAGCGAGACAAAGUUCGAGCAGUUGCGUGAGCCUUUCAUGAGGCUUACAUCUGGAAUCAUCCUACAAGCCAUUCCUACUGGGUCAUCCAUCCAGCUUAGUGUAAAAUAUGUAGAGUGCAAUUUUCAGAGAGAAGAAAAUCUUUGAAAACGCUAAAAAGUUCUUGCAUUUGCUUAUAGCGGCUGAACGGCAAGUAGAUGAAGCAGAGUAGGAAAACUGAAAUUUCGUAAUUUUGAAAUAUCCUUCAGAGGAAAAGCGGCUAACGUGUUUUUGCGGAAACUGUUGUGUACCCUUUUGGUUGAAUCCAUUGGUUUAUGUCAAAUUUUUGUCGACGAACGAGGACAGUAUCACAGGAGCGCAAGUGUGGCUAGCAGCGUCGUUGGAAGUUAGUUUCCUUCUGAAUUUUCCUUUCUUUCAUUUUGACUAUCAGGUGAUUCUGACUCGAGUUUGGAAGACAGUGAUUGCUACGUGAUGGUGGAAGUUCCACACGUAAAUGAAGAGUAUUUCAAGCCUUCGCCGCUCACACGAAACCUUUCGAUGUUCUACAACACACUGAUGCAAAAAGCCUCAAGUAAAGAAAUAAUCGAAACCUCAAAGCUUAUUGAUUUUAGAGAAAGCACGAUCUUUGGACUGUCCCUACAAGGUCAAGGCUGUGAGAACAACGAACGCUUUGGAAAUAGCCAAACAUUUCGCGGAAAUCAUUACUUUGUGUCAUCGAGCUUUUUCUGUCAUGAGAGCCAAGGACGAGGUCGAGGAGUGGGAAAACGUGUUUUUCAGCUCUUAUGUCGAAAUCUUGGUGACGGCUCAGGCGUAUACAGUUAACUAUCAAAAUCUAGAUCCCUCUUGAAUUUAAAUUCAGAUUGCUCGAGCUCCAUGGUACAUCAAUGCUUUAGAAGAAGCUAGAUCUUGUUUUUGUAAAGUUUUCGCAGACACUUUUUUCGAUUCGAACAGGAAAGAAACGAUGGGCAAUGGUAACUACAGUAAGUUUUCAACUUGAGAAACAAAAUUCAAAUGUGAAAAUGUCGAAUUCUAGAUAUUUUGAACGAGUUCUACAUCGAACGAAAGCGUAAACUGAUGAAUGUGAGGACUAGGUUCCCUCAAAACUAUCUCAUUCCUCUUCUGAGCCAACAUUUGGUUUUUUUCAUCAUUUUUCUCGAAUAAAGCGAGAAUUUUAAAGGAGCUCAAUGACUUGAUAAGGCAAGGAAUUCUGGAAGUUUUGCGCCAUCAUCCUCCUGAAAGCAACUUUGUACAAGAAGUUCGAGAUUUUGCCGCUUGGUUUGGUUGGACAUCUCUAGCGAACGGCUUCCUAGACGGUGGUGAGAAACAGGAAACUCAUUUAACGCUAGAUAGGAGAAAAAUUGAUAGCUCUCUCGAAAAAAAAAAACGAUUAAAAAGUCUCCUUCACUUUUUUGCUGCCUUUUUUCAAUCAAUAGUGGAUGAACUGAAAAAAAUCGAGCCUCUUGAAGACUCGGAGCAAGCAUUCCGAUCCACGUUGGAAAUGGGUCUCGUCGGAGUUGUCGACGAAAAAAGGAGAAUUUUGUCGCGUUUGCAAGAGCUUGUUCUAAAUUGCCACCAAUCUUCACUACCAACUUCUGACGAUGAAGACGUAAGUGAAAAGAUCAGAAAAUUUAAUCAUUCUUCCAGCUGAACGACCUUCUCACGAAACAUGUCUUGAUUCGACAAAAUGCAGCUCGGAAAGAAGCUUUCGAUCUUUCCGCGAAAUUGUCGACCAAACUUGGAAACAUAGCGGAAGAACUUCAACAUUGUUCGGUAGGAAUCGAGAAUAGGAUAAUUCAUCUAAAUUUUUAUUUUUCAGUCUAUAGUGUUCCAUCCGAGAUCGCCAGUCUUUCAAAGCAAACAUUGGCCGAAAACUUUCGUCCUUUCUUCAGUAGAAGGUCCUCAACAUGAAAGAUUGAGGUUCUUUUUUCAUUCCAAAUUUGUCCCCUUUUUUCAUUUCUUAUAUCUCAGAUUGAUUCCCGGAGAAGUGAACAUUCCCAAGGAACAUUUACAAGAUUGCUCACUGUAUGACGGAGAAUACUCAGGAGGGCCUCUCGACAAAAUUGUAUUUUUUUUUACAAUUAAUUUGAUUACAUUUUCAAUUUGCAGAUUGAGCACUUCAAUGGAAACGAGGAAGAGAUUGACAUUCAUAAAACGAGUCACAGUGAAAUUUUCUACAACAUUAUCUUUUUGAAAAACGGAGAUGAAGUUUCGGGGACGCUGAUCAUCAACGAUCAAGAAAUCGUCUUUCUUUCUUAUGAGGUUAGAAUGCGUUGCUCAACCGGCUUGCCACGGCUUGAAACAGCCUGAGUUUGCUCCUUUUCUGUUUUUUUUUUGUACGAUCUUCAUAAUUUCUUGUAAAGAUUUGAGGAUUGACUAUAACAAGCCGUGGGAAGUACACAAAAAAUGUAACUAUACCACAAAAUUUCAGACCAAAAAAAGAACAAUGUUCAAAGUUGUUCUCUCAAAAAUAACUCGCAUCUACAAACGGCGUUUCGUUUUGGAAGACGUGGCUGUCGAACUUCUUCUCAAAAAGAAAUCCUACUUCUUCGCUUUUCCGAACUCAGAGGUUUUUUUCAAGUAUUCAUACUUUUAUCAGAUAAUCCUGAGUCACAGAAUCGUGACACAGUCGUCGAUUUCAUUGACGAGGAAAAAGCGAGAAAUGUGAAUGUUGAAAUGGAAGCGAAGUUAUUGGCCGAAUCUUGGCGUGGCGGAAACAUCAGCAACUUCAGGUUAUCAAUACUAAAUGAAAGUUUCUUCAUCGAGUUCUAGAUUUUUGGGAGAGCUGAACAAGCUGGCUGGGAGGACCUACGACGAUCUCAUGCAGUAUCCAGUCAUGCCUUUUGUAAUUGCUGACUAUUCUUCAAACCAUUUGGAUCUCACGAAAUCAUCUUCCUAUAGGUAAAAUCAGAACUUGAAAUUAUUUACGGAUCUUUUUCAGAAACCUGAAAAUUCCAAUUUCUUUGCAACUUCCCGAAAUGGUCAACGUUUACAAGGAGUUGUUCUCGCACUAUGAAUCGAUUUACAAGGUUCACAUAGAGAACAGUUUUUCAGUAGUUUUAAUGAGUUUCAGGAAGCGCUAUCCCACAAGGACCCGAAGAAAAAAGAACAAUACGUUCCUCAUCACUACGCCAGUCUUUUUUCGAAUCCUGGCAUUGUCACUCAUCUUCUUGUCAGGCUUUAUCCGUUCUCCAAACACGCCCUCGUGCUCCAGGUUUUUUUUUAAAUAGAUUCAGCUUGAGAGUUUAUUUUUGCCUAUGCUUCCAGUUAUGCCUUCUUAGCUGUUUUUUGAGUAAAAUUGAUCUCGAUGUCGAAAAUUGGCUAAAUCAUACAAAAUUGAUUUAGCUGGAACUUGAGCCCUCUAGAAAAUCUCAGCAAGUUCUCGAUAAAUUGUCUUAGUUGCUUUUCCCUGUCAAAUUAUUCAAAAAUCAUAUAUUUUUCUCUAAUUUUCAAUUUUUUUCCCGCAGGACGGAAGCUUCGACCUCCCUGACCGUUUGUUUUCGUCUGUUGAAUCCACGUAUCGGCUGGUUACCCAGUCAAAGACGGAUUACAAGGUUAAUUUCCCUUGUUUUCUUUCACCAAAGUGAGAUAUAUUUUCAGGAGCUGCUGCCAGAAUGGCUCACAACGCCGGAAGCGUUUAAAAACGUAUUGAAACUUAACCUUGGAAAAAAACAAGACGGAUUUGUUGUUGACGAUGUCGUCGUUCCACCUUGGGCCAAUGGCUGUGCAAGGAAGUUCAUCCACGCCCAAAGAUUUGCCCUUGGUUUCACAUGUCAGAUUCGCAAAAAUCAACUUUUUCAAUUCAGAGCAGCCUCAAGUGACUGAAAAGCUGAACGGAUGGAUAGAUCUGGUUUUCGGAUGCAAGCAGAAAAGGCAAAGGCGGCCAUAGAAGCUAUGAAACGUCUUCAAUCCUGUGGUUAAUCUUUGUUCUUCUUUAGAAAGUUUUCAUUCAAAAGUCUAUAUUUGAUAUUUUUUUGAAGUUAUGUGAAAAUUUGAAAAAUUGACUUUGAACGAAGCAUUUAGGCUGACCAGAGAGGUCAUUUUAUUUCGAGGUUGGGAUUUUCCUGAAAAUUGGCUAGAACACUCUUUGAUGUACCAGAAGAAAACUCUAGAAGUUUCAACCUGCACAUCUUCCUCGUUUUUGGGAGAGAAAGGUCAAAAAGUCAAAGAAAACCUUCAAAACCCAUAAAAAUAGGCUGUUAUGUAGCUUAAGGCCCUUAUUUCUCAAAAACUAGAGAGUUCUGCAAGGUGAAACUUUCAGGAUCUUUCUCUGGUACAUCAAGUAGUGUCCUGGCGAAUUUUUAAAAAAUUUACAACCUUAAAGUAAAGUUGCCACCUCUGGACCACAGAAAAAGUCUUUGAAAUUUCAUAUACUGAUGCAAAAAUUCCAAUCUUUAACUCUACUCGAACUGAUCAUUAUUGGUGCAGAAUGAGAAGAAAAAUCGUAUUUCAGUCCUACCCAACCAAUUCGGAAUCUUUACCUGAUGAUCCAGUAGAAGGAAGGGCUCGUGAAACAAUGAAGAGACAAUAUGGUCAAAUGCCAGAUCAAGUUGACCAAUAAAAAUAUUUUUUGAAAAAUUUCUUUUCCAGUUAUUCUUUUCGCCCCUCCAUAUGCCUUUUUCUAAGUUCAAGCAUCCAGUUCACAUCCUAGGCUACCUGCCUGAGUUCAGGUGUGUUUUAAGAUUUUCCUGCAUGUGCAAAGUUUUCAGAGCUUCUGGAGAGGAUAUCAUGACUACUGUUGAUCCUUGUAAUGCCAUUCUUCCCUUCCCAGUGUCAGCUUUUAUGAAUACAAUCCAAGGAAAGCUGUUUGGCGGUCUUCUGAGAAGCAUGACCAACAAAGGUGAGAUUUUGAAGUAUCAUUUGUUUGAUGCUCUUCAAGAAGUUUUGAUUUUCCGCCUAGAGAAUUUUUUUUGCCUUCUUCAUUCUUGUCAUUUUAUUAUACCGGAAACCAGAUUUUUCUUCGUGUAGGUCUAGCAAUGACUCGACUAUAAGCAGGAAGCGGAAAAAAAUUCGAAAAGGUUUCUCGAAAAACUUUUUAACUUUCAAAAUUUGCCCAUCUUUUUCUUCGGACGUUAAUUUCAGACGUUUCUCUUCAUUUGUACCCAACCUUUGACAUGGAAGGUUCUUUGGACCUGUCUUUGGUACUGAUGGAAACUAUCGACAAGGUUUUUUUUCAAAAGAUUUUGAGUUUAAUCUGAGAUGGACUUGUAGGUUCAAUGUUUCCGGAUCUCAGAGAAACGGAAGAAAAUAGCGAUUUGUUAUGAGAACGGUGUUGUGGACGUCUUGAAAAUUUCAAGGAAGGCGCAGGUUUGAAUUUUCUUUUUUUAUUGAAUCUGCGAUUACUGCAGUUCCCUAGGACGUGAAACUCCGAUUUUCAAUUUUCAGGAUGGGAAAAAACUUUCAAUGGCCUCAACAGAGAAAAGGUGUACGUUUUACACGCAAACGCCGGUCGUUGACUUGUGCUUUUGUCUGCCUUUUUCUUUUGUCGUUACAGCACAAGAGAAAGGGACGGUCUGCGUUUGGGAUCUGAACACGUAAUUUGAAAAGAGAAAUGAACGUUCUGAAAAAAUUUACAGAAGGAAAUUCGUGGUCGAGAAAAGUUUACUGCCUGAAGGAACGUCGAAAGCAAUGGUUCGGGUGAACCAAGCCAACGGAGACAUUGGAAUCAUUUCUCCCAACUUCUCGACCAAUGAGACAACGAUAUCCGUCUGCACUGUGAGUGAAAGGUUACAAAAGUUAGCCUAUAUCAUUUUCAGGUCAAUUUACUGUUUCUGGAAACAAUCCAAGUUGCGGGAAUCGUUGUGGACGCGGAAGUAUCCAACUUGGACCCAGGAAGAGGCGUUGCGUGUCUCGUUUGUCUUCUCCAAGAUCAGAGCAUUCAGUUUGUAAUUAUUCAUAGGAAAUCCCUUAAUGGUUCACUUCAGAAUCUACGAAAUGCUCAACUUGACUAGGAUUUUCUCCUACGAGCUUCCACAAGACAGAAAACACAUCAAGUGAGCUUGAAAACGGCAGAAUUUCAUCGAAAAACUGAAUUUCAGGAUCGGUUUCCUGGACAAUGGGAACAUCGGCUUGUACUCAGAUUGUGGAGUUUCUAUCGAUUUUGAACCCGUUGCUUUUCCGGUCUCCUUUGAUUAUUUUGUGAAAAUGCUUUUUUAUCAAUUGCCUUUUGUCAUAUUGUGA
This is a messenger RNA of Caenorhabditis auriculariae, 9259 nucleotides long. The record is from the annotation of a GenBank genome assembly. NCBI's taxonomy places the organism in Eukaryota, Metazoa, Nematoda, Chromadorea, Rhabditida, Rhabditidae.